Molecule: messenger RNA, 1401 nt
Organism: Drosophila innubila
Lineage: Eukaryota; Metazoa; Arthropoda; Insecta; Diptera; Drosophilidae
Gene: Gr28b
Product: putative gustatory receptor 28b
Exons: 3
Coding region: 1-1320 (439 amino acids)
Biological process (GO): sensory perception of taste
Cellular component (GO): dendrite; axon; neuronal cell body
Source: RefSeq, a predicted model, not a curated record
AUGUGGUCAUUUUGGAGGCAAUUGUUUAGACCACGCGAUGCUUACGGCGCAGAGCAGACAUUACUUUUAUUUACUUAUCUCCUAGGGUUGACUCCCUUUGUGCUGAGGGGCGAGACGGGAACCCGGCAUUUCCAAUUGAGUCGCCUCGGAUAUUUAAAUGCCCUACUUCAGCUUAGUUUCUUUGGCUACUGCUUUCUCACUGCCCUCAUUCAGCAGGAGAGCAUUGUGGGAUAUUUUUUCCACUCCGCAAUCUCUCAAGUCGGAGACUCUUUGCAGAAAUUCAUUGGAUUGAUGGGAAUGUUCACCCUUUUCCUCUGCAGUGGACUUCGAGUGCGUUUAUUGAUUGACCACUUUGAUCUGAUUGCUCACAUUGAUGAUCGGAUGCUCAAUUUGGGCGUUUGCUUCAAUUAUCCUCGAAUAAUGAGACUAAGGCACACACAACUUUUUCUCAUCUCCGGCGUACAGUUGGGCUAUUUAAUUAGUUCCAUUUGUAUGCUGCUUUGGAAUGAUGUUCAACCCAUUUAUACAGCCACUGUUGCCUUCUAUGUGCCGCAGGUAUUUUUGCUCAGUAUCAUUCUGCUUUUUGGAGCAAUACUUCAUCGUUGUUGGCAGCACUUUGCAGCUUUAAAUAAGGUGCUGAAGAACCUCGCUCACCAGUGGGACACUUGUAGCAUUAAGGGCGUCCAAAAGCAACGAUCUCUACAAUGCCUGGACUCCUUUUCAAUGUAUACCAUUGUGACCAAGGAUCCAGUUGAAAUCAUUCAAGAGUCCAUGGAGAUACAUCAUCUGAUUUGCGAGGCAGCUGCAACAGCGAACAAAUAUUUUACCUAUCAACUUCUCACGAUCAUUUCAAUUGCCUUCCUGAUCAUUGUCUUUGAUGCUUAUUAUGUGCUCGAGACUUUGCUUGGAAAAUCGAGGCGAGAGAGCAAAUUCAAAACUGUUGAAUUUGUUACCUUUUUCUCAUGCCAAAUGAUCUUGUAUUUGAUUGCAAUCAUUUCGAUUGUUGAGGGCAGUAAUCGGGCUAUCAAGAAGAGUGAGAAAACUGGCGGCAUUGUGCACUCGCUACUCAACAGGACAAAGAGUGCCGAAGUGAGGGAGAAGUUGCAACAAUUCUCCAUGCAACUGAUGCACCUUAAGAUCAACUUUACAGCUGCAGGUCUAUUCAACAUUGAUCGCACACUCUACUUUACAAUCAGCGGAGCUCUGACUACCUAUCUUAUUAUUCUGCUGCAGUUUACAUCGAAUUCGCCCAGCAAUGAGAAUAGCAAUGGUUUCGAAUGUUGUGAAACAUUACAAAAUAUGACGAACCGCACCGGUUAGCCAAUUGUCGGACAAUUUCCCGGCCAGAGUCUGGGUUAUGGUGACAUUUAAAUGAACACGUUCUAUGGUGUGCAGCAAAUA